Molecule: messenger RNA, 4611 nt
Organism: Penicillium chermesinum
Lineage: Eukaryota; Fungi; Ascomycota; Eurotiomycetes; Eurotiales; Aspergillaceae
Product: putative anucleate primary sterigmata (ApsB)
Exons: 4
Coding region: 1-4611 (1536 amino acids)
Cellular component (GO): microtubule organizing center
Source: RefSeq, a predicted model, not a curated record
AUGUCGACCGAAGCCCCAGCUGCGACUCCGAUCAUUCACCCCUCGGUGCGCACACCUUCAGCCUCCAGCACAUUCCUGACUCCCAUCGACUCUCCCAUAGAUGCCGGUUUGGGCGGCUCAGACUACUUCAUGGCCGAGGACACACGGGGGGGAGAUCCCUCAGCUUCAACGACCGAGUCGCGCUCUGCAGAGCACGAAACCACGAUCACGACUGCCGUGCGAGAUCCAGAAGAGUCAAGCCUGCUCCCUCCACUGACCGAUCGCGACGAUAGCAGCUUAUUCCCCUUGUCUAGUGAAAAUGGCGAUCACGACCGGGGGAACAACCAGACUCUUAUUGAGGAACACGAGAUGCGCCAAAAGCUCAUGGACAUGGAGUCGAGUUUCCUUCCCGAGCCGUCCACCAUCGAAGUGGCCGCGACCGGUCCCAGGGCUGGCGCAGAUGAUACUUACCUGGUCGGCGUAGACGGAGGACACGAUAUGGACAUGACACAGCAAACAGACUCGUCACAAUUCUCCUUCAUCCCCCCGUCAGAGACCACAACUGGCCCCGAAUAUACUCGAAGCAUCAAUUUCGAUCAGGAUGGGAUCCAGAUCGAUGAGCCCGAGCCCGAGCCGGAGUCGACGAAUCAUGAAGAGCGACCAGGCAAUGAGACUUUGCUCGACUCUCUCGCAUCAUCUCCUUCCGCCGCGGCGAUGUUCCGGAGUGUGCAGCGCAACCAGUCUCGUACCGCAGAAGAUGUGGGCGACAACAGUCAAUUCUCGCAAGAAGAACGACCAUUCAGAUCUCAACUAUCCUCGGAAGAGUCACAACUCACGCCGUCGAAACUUCGAAGGUCAUCCCGCAGCGUUUCUCCAGGCCCAGCGCGGCUUUUCAGUGACCAAAGCUUUGGUACAAUCGGGAGCCGACGAAGUGGAAGCCGGCCAAAGUACUUGACCAGCCGCCAAUCCGCCAAUCGCUUGUCGCAUUCUUCGAUCAACAGCACAAACACCGAUACUACGAACAGCGAUGCUACGCUGGGCGCCGACUAUGCCUACAGUCAGGUGGUGCAACAUCUGACCAGUGGGUCUUGGAAGCAUGGCAUCUGGUGUCUCCGGAUACAGCGAAGAGAAUUCCUUGGACAAGCGAAACCUACCAGGGCCCACCGAUGGCGGUCUCCAAACCUUGGAAGAGAGGAGAGUUCACCACGGUCUACGCGACAGCAGGCGACGUUCGACGAAGCGGCUCCUGAAACGCCAAAAGCGAAACCUGCAGACAAAGCCUUCCCGAGCGACACGGCCAUCGCUGAGCGCGUGAAGGGAGUCCAUGUUCCUAGUGUCUUUGCGCAACGAUAUCGAGAAGAGCAUGGGCCAUCGCCUGACAAGCGCGCUGGCACUACGCCUGCGUUUGGGCGUAGUGGCCGUAAUUUGACCCUUAAGGAGCAGAGCAGUACCAUUGACCGUCUAUCUAAGGAGAAUUUUGACUUGAAAAUGCGGAUUCACUUCCUCAAUGAGGCGCUCAACAAGCGCUCUGAGGAGGGUAUCAAAGAGAUGAUAUCUGAAAAUGUUGAACUCAAGUCGGAUAAGUUGAAACUACAAAAGGACAAUUCGGGGCUAAAACGCAGGAUUCGUGAACUGGAGAAGCAGCUCAAAGAUCGGGAGUCUGACAAGGAAUCCAUGCUCAACCACGACCCUGAAGGCUCGGAGGACGGAGACCGAAACUCUGCCCAUGAGACAGAGGUCAUUUAUCUCCGGGAGAGAGUCGAAACCUACGAGCUUGAGGUUGAGCGUCUUAGGUCCGAAAGCAUUGCGCGAGAGAGUGAGAAACGACGUCUGGCAGAGAUGGUUAAGAAUCUUAGUGAAAAUAGACAAGAAGGUUCGGAAUCGGGGGCAAGGGAAGAAAGAGGACUGUGGAAAGACAUGCUCGAUGCAGAGACCGCUGCUCGUGAGUUGGCUGAGGAAGAGAACCGCAAGCUACGGGACGAAACAAUUCGUCUUCGGAGCGAGCUCUACAGCUCAAAUGUUGGCUCACACCCCGGUGUGAGGCCCGGGACUCGGGACCACGGCUCAACUGUAUCCUAUACGUCUGUGUCUGAAAGCCAUGGAAACCGUGGCGCUGCGAUCAGCACCUCUAACAGCACCCUCCUCGUUGAACACGAGCUGCUCAAGCAGGAGAAUGCAGAGUUGAGGAAGGAGGUUAGCGCCCAAACUUCCAUGCUCACUUCGCGCAACCGGGAGAAGGAGCGCCUGUACCAAGAGAUUGAGGAACUGAAGCUUGGCCAGGGACGCCACGGUGGCCGAUCGAUCGCUGGGGACAGCAUAUUCGACCGCUCAGCGUCUCGAGCCCAAGGACGCUCUGGCUCUGAACCCAGCGAUGGAGGUGUAUCGCGCAGUGAUAUGGAUCGCGACGAAUUGGAAGCUCGAAACGGCCAGCUAAGGGAUCAAGUAUCUACCCUGAAACUUGAGAACCAAGCAGUCCGAAGCCAGUUAGAUGAUUGCAUCCGGGAUUAUGAAGAGCUUGACGCCGCCUACCAGGCCGAUGUAGACCAAGCCGAAGCGGAGAUACAGAGCCUGCAACAGGAGCGAGAUCAGGCUCUUCAAAUGGCCGACGAACGCGAUUCGGCCUUCCAAGACCUUCGAGCUGAAGCGCAAGAGGAGCUGGAUGUUCUCGGUGACGAACUCGACCAAAAGAUUGUGGAGUGCCAGCGCUUGAAUGAGGAGCUGAGGAACCAGGAUGAAAGUCUCCGAGUGCUUCAGGCAGAAAUGCGCUCAGCCAGCGAGGGGAUCAUUCGCUUAGAAGAAGAUGCACAGAAUAACCUUGAGCGAUACAAAGCUGUUCAGCAGGAGCUGGAGCAGACCAAUGGCGAGAUGGAAUCCUUGGAAAAGAGUCUAUUUGAAGCUAAUACCAAGGUGCAGCGACUUACUGUGCAAAUUGAGUCGAGCCAGAACGAGAUCGCGUUCCUUCGGGAGGAGCAAGAUGGCGAUAAAAUUCGCAUCGGCGAUCUGGAAUCGGAGCUGAAGACAUACCAGAUGAGUCUGCACAGCGAAAAGGACAAGACCAGAGAGCUUGAGCACCGCCUGGCAGAUGAACGGCACCAGCGCGAGAUGGUUGGCAGCAAGGAGAAGCAAGAGGUCCAACGGAUCAUGAACGAGCUCAACCGUGAAGCAUCUGCAGCCAAGGAAGAAGCCCGACGACUGAAGAAGAGUCUCUCGACUCAAGAAAUCGAGACAUCGACUUGGCGGGAGCGGCUGAUGGAUCUAGAGAAUAACCUUCGUGAAACUCUUGGAGAUCUCAGCGGCAGCCGAUCAAGCCUGAUUACCAACAUUAUGAAGCUGCAGAAGGAGCUUGAAUCUACGGCACUUGAACUGGAGAGCAUCCGGUCACAGUUGGAUGAGAAGGAGACCCUUCUGAAGAACCGUGAUGCGCUUUUGGAGAGCCAUGGCCUUGAGUCUCGCAAAUUAUCUGAGCUGCUCGAGAAAGAACGACAAGCGCGACGAGCAGAUAAACAAUCCUUCGAUUCCUCCCUCAAGUCCCACCAACAGGCGUCGCGAUCCAUUACACAAAGCAACUCGCGCAUUACCGAGCUGGAGCAUGCCCGUAACCAGGACCGCAAGCGAUUCACCGCCCUUGAAUCACAGUACAGGGAGCAGCUCAACGAACGGAAUGCAAUGCUCCUUACUGUUUGGAAGAAAGUGUCGAACAUCUGCGGUGCAGAUUGGGCCCACUCUAACAGCCUGAUCAACGGCAAUCUCCCAAGUCAGGAAGUGAUUAGCAAUAUUCUGUUCUGGCCAGGCUUCAGCCGCAACCUACUUCUUGCGAUCAAGACGGUCGAGGGCGUGAUUUCGCAGUUCAAGGGCCGUAUUAAGAGUGUGGAGGUCGACCUGAACAAACAGUAUCAAAACCUCGAGCACUCUUUCCACCAGCGCGUCCGCCGGCUCGAGCGCGUCGAAGAAACGGUCAAGAACUUGCGCGCUGGACGAAGCCAUUCGAGUUCCUCUUCCGAAGUGUCCAAGUUACGCGGGGAAAACCGGCUGUUGAAGGCCGAACUCAACCUUCUUCAGUCCAACACGCGUGGCCACAGCUCUGCAUCUUCGGCGGCGGCGGCUGUCAUGGCAUCCACGGGCUCGCCGCGAUCAUCCUCCUUCGGCUCUGCGGUUGAGAACCAACAGCAAUUGACCCGCCACCACUCGACUUCUGGGGCUAGCGAAAAGUCUCGCCCGGAGCGUGGCCUCACGCGCAGCUCUACCGGUCUUUCGCAGCCCACUUAUGCGUCCUCCGGCAGCACGCUGGCGGCUAACAGCAGCAGCGGAGCCAUGGUGCAUCGCACCCGCAGUAACCAGACCGGUCCGUGGGAAAAUAUGGAUGAAAAGUGGAUUCACCGGCUGCGCGAGUUAGAGAAACGCCUGAAGUCCGAGCGAGAAGGCCGCCUUCUGGAUCGCGACGGAGCACGAAAGCGGAUUGAAGAGCGCGAUGCGGAAGUCAGAAAGCUCAAUGAACUAAUUCAACGCGAGCGCCUCCGGCGUGGGGUGCCUCCCUCUGGGGCCAUCGAAGACGGACGCCAUCGAGGCCCAGUCUCCGACGGGGCUGUGAGCUCCAGCGAAGGAGAAGGCUUUGUGGUGGACAUUGAGGUUUGA